AUGGACCUCUGGCUUUGGUCACUUUACUUCCUGCCAGUAGCUGGAGCCCUGAGGGUCGUUCCAGAAGUAAAGGUGGAGGGAAUGCUGGGAGGAUCCGUUGUUAUCGAGUGCCCGCUUCCUGAAAUGCAUGUGAGGAUAUAUCUGUGCCGGACAAUUGUUGAGUCUGGAGGAUGUGCCACCGUGGUGUCCAACAGGAACUUUGUCAAGAAGGAAUUCAAGAAUCGAGUCACACUGGAGCUGUGUCCAGACAGGAAUCUGUUCCUGGUGGAGAUGACAGAGCUGGUCGAGAGUGACAGCGGGGUCUAUGCCUGUGGGGCAGGCAUGGACACAGACCGGGGCAAGACCCAGCAGGUCACCCUGUCUGUUCACAGUGAUUACGGGCCUUUCUGGGAAGAAGAGCCAAUGCCUGAGCCUCCAGCAUGGUUUAACAGAUUUCUCCAAAUGCGUAUGCCCCUUUGGUUCCAGAUGCCUGAACAUGCCAGUUCUUUGGAAUUCAUAUCCAAAGUAACCACACCAGCUCAAAGGACCGAGGCCCCUCCAGCACACCAUGCCUCCCCCACCACCUCAAUCACCCACCGCCCUCGAGUUUACAGGGCAUCUUCAGCAGCAACUGCCCAGCCCACCACCCUCCUGCCAUCUGCCACAGCCUCAAAAACCUCAGCACAGGAGGAACUGCUCAGGCUCCAGACGGCCAGCUACAACCACCAAACCAGGCUUCACAGGCAGAGUUCACUCAACCAGGGCCCAGGCCCCGUGUCUGGGAUGGAAGACCAAGGCUUCUACAUCCUGACCCCCACCAUCCUGGGUCUCAUCCUGCUGGCACUUCUGGGGCUGGUGGCGAAGAGGGUCAUUCAGAGGAGGAAAGCUCUCUCCAGACGGGUCCGCCGACUGGCCGUGAGGAUGCGCGCCCUGGAGGCCUCACAGCGGCCCCUGUCACAGCGGCCACGCGUGUCACAGCGGCCACGCGUGUCGCAGCGGCCACGCACCCAAAACAACGUCUACAGCGCCUGCCCUCGGCGCCCUCGGGGGGUGGACGCUGCUGGUGAAGGGGCGGCACCUCUCCCGUGCCCCGGAGCAUUGGCGCCCCCAGCCCCGCCGCAGGUGUCGGAAACUCCCUGGCUCCAUGCCCCAUCUGUGAAGAUCAGCUGUGAAUAUGUGAGCUUCUACCACCAGCCUGCUGCCAAGAUGGAGGACACGCAUUCCGAUGACUACGUCAAUAUUCCCUGCCUGACUCAGCUCUCCAGCUGUCCCCCUGGGCCCAGACCUUGGUGCCAAUGA
This is a messenger RNA of Globicephala melas (long-finned pilot whale), 1278 nucleotides long. It is a transcript of the gene FCMR, whose product is annotated as Fc mu receptor. Gene Ontology annotation, molecular function: transmembrane signaling receptor activity. Gene Ontology annotation, cellular component: plasma membrane. The record is from RefSeq and is a predicted model, not a curated record. Lineage: Eukaryota; Metazoa; Chordata; Mammalia; Artiodactyla; Delphinidae.